Molecule: messenger RNA, 1288 nt
Organism: Triticum aestivum (bread wheat)
Lineage: Eukaryota; Viridiplantae; Streptophyta; Magnoliopsida; Poales; Poaceae
Product: putative disease resistance RPP13-like protein 3
Exons: 2
Coding region: 119-1093 (324 amino acids)
Molecular function (GO): ADP binding
Source: RefSeq, a predicted model, not a curated record
GCCUGGAGGAGCCUGACGGAGGGGCGCUGGCCUGGAGGAGCCCGACGGAGGGGCGCUGGCCUGGAGGAGCCCGACGGAGGAUGGAGGAGUCCUGGACUGGAGGGGUGCUGCCUCGCGGAUGGAGGAGGAAGACGAUCUGUUUUCAAACGAGGGGUUCAUAAAAGAUGAGCUCAAGACGAUGCAAGCAUUCCUAGCGGCCGCGGAGAGAAUGAAGAACAAAAACAUGCUACUGAAGGUGUGGGCAGAGCAAGUAAGAGAUCUAGCAUACGGCAUCGAGGAUUGCCUUGAUGAGUUUAUGGUGCAUGUGGGAAGUCAGAGCCGGUCUCGACUGCUGCUUAAGCUGAAAGACCGCCAUCGAAUUGCCAGCCAAAUGCGUGAUCUCAAAGCAAGAGUAGAAGAGGUGAGCAGCAGGAACACACGCUAUAACUUGAUCACCGCCGAUUCCUCCAGCAGCAUUGAUGAUGUGAAUUCCUAUAUGGAAGAUAUUCGCAGCCACUCAGCUAGCAAUAUUGAUGAGGCAGAGCUUGUGGGCUUUGCUAAGGCUAAACUAGAGUUGAUUGAGAUGGUGGAUGUCAACUCUAGAGAUGGUAUUUGCAAGGUGAUAUGUGUUGUUGGCAUGGGUGGUUUAGGCAAGACUACUCUCGCAAGGAAGGCAUUUGAAAGUAAGGAAGACAUUAAGAACACAUUUUCUUGUUGUGCAUGGGUCACCGUCUCGCAGUCCUUUUCCAAGAUAGAGAUGCUCAAGGACAUGAUUAGGCAACUUUUGGGUACCGAUUCAAUGAAGAAAUGCUUGAAAGAUCUUGAAGGCAAGUCAUUGCAAGUAGAGCAUCUCUCCAGCUACCUUAGAGAAAAGCUGGAGGAUAAGAGAUACUUUAUUGUUCUUGAUGAUUUGUGGACCAUCGAUGCAUGGAAUUGGAUCAAAGAUAUUGCUUUUCCUAUUAGAAACAACAAAGGCAGCCGAAUAAUAGUAACAACACGAGAUGCUGGCUUGGCUGAGCAAUGCACUUCUGAAUCGCUUAUUUACCACCUUAAGCACCUGCAAAUAGAGGAUGCCACAGAUUUGCUACUAAGAAAGAGUGGAAAAAACACAUGAAGACAUGAAAAAUGAUAAGGAAAUGAUGGCCAUGGUCAACAAAAUAGUAAAGAAGUGUCGGGGUCUGCCGUUGGCUGUACUCACUAUAGGAGGCAUGCUUUCCACCAAAAAGGUCACAAAGUGGGAAAGUAUCUAUAAUCAAAUCCCCUCAGAGCUCGAGGUCAACCCUAGCCUUGAAGCAAUGAGGAGGAUAGU